AUGAGAGGAAGCAAGGUGAUCUCGUUGUUCGUUCAAAAUAUUCCGAUUAGAUAUUAUUUGAAGGGGUUGAUACAAGUGUUCGGUAGACAUGGUGAAGUUGUAGAUUCAUACAUAGCUAGAAGAAUGGAUAGGAUAGGCAAACGAUUUGGUUUCAUAAGAUUUGCAAACAAGGAGGAUGCAGAUAGAACAAGAGAAAGGCUUGUUGGAUUUAGUCUGAAUGGUUUUCAACUAGCAGUAAAGGAAGCAAAACCUAGAGAAAGACAUCUUCAAUGGAGGAAGAAAAACUUUGAAUAUCCACAACAUAUAGAUCAGAAAGGAAAUCAGAAAGAUAAUCAAACGACUAAGGAUAGGGCUGAGGUUUCAGAGGGCACCAGAUCGUCAACACAAAGCCGUACUGGGACAGGAUUACAUAGCGUGGAAUCUGAGGUUAAAAGGGGCUCGUUACUGUUCUGGGUCUUGUUGAGGAGGAAGCGUUGGAGAAGCUAA
This is a messenger RNA of Hibiscus syriacus, 486 nucleotides long. RefSeq names its product single-stranded TG1-3 DNA-binding protein-like. The record is from RefSeq and is a predicted model, not a curated record. Gene Ontology annotation, molecular function: RNA binding. NCBI's taxonomy places the organism in Eukaryota, Viridiplantae, Streptophyta, Magnoliopsida, Malvales, Malvaceae. Bases 1 to 486 code for a protein of 161 amino acids. The transcript has a single exon.